Paramecium sonneborni is the source of this 858-nucleotide messenger RNA. The record is from the annotation of a GenBank genome assembly. Lineage: Eukaryota; Ciliophora; Oligohymenophorea; Peniculida; Parameciidae.
AUGAAUACUGAAAUUUCAAGAGCAGAAUUAUUAUAAUGGGUUAAUGACACCUUAAAACUUUCACUCUAAAAAAUUGAAUAGCUUGGUACUGGUGCAGUCUAUUGUUAAUUAAUUGAUGCAGUUCAUCCUGGUAAAGGUAAGUAUUUGUUUAAUCAAUCUGAUUAGUUGUUUUGAAUAAGAUAAAUUGGAAAGCCAAGCAGGAAUAUGAGUUUGUGAACAAUUUUAAAGUACUCUAGCAGGCUUUCUCUAAAUUAGGAAUUUAAAAGCCUAUUGAAAUUGAAAAAUUAACGAAAUGCAAAUAUCAAGAUAAUUUAGAGUUUCUAUAAUGGUUAAAGAAAUAUAUGGAUUAACAUGUUGUACCUAAAGAUUAUGAUCCUUAAGCUAAAAGAGGAAAUGCAGAAUUAGAUGAUUAACCAGCUAUUGUACCCAAAAGGAAUCCAGAGAGAUCAAGAACAAGCAUAAAAAAGGAUAUUUUUAAUAGUCCAAAUCAGCUCUAAUCUCAAAUAAGUAUUCCUAAAACUAAUUCUUUUGCUCAUAUGGAACCGUAUUAAAAAAAGUAACCGUCCAUGUAAGAUUUACUUAUUUAAAUUGAAACUCUCAAAUAAGAAAAAGAGUAUUACUUUUAAAAAUUCAAGGAUUUGGAUUUCUUUAUUGAAGGAGCUUCUUAAUUAACUCAAGAAUAGAUGUAUAAAGGAAUAAGGGAUAUCUUAUAUUUUACUGCAGAUAAAUCAGUCAUUGUUUUACCAAAUGGUGAACUAGAAGUUUAAGGAUUACCUCCCUCAUCCGAAGAGCAAUCUUUAUCAUAAGAAGUUAUGUAAUAAGAAAUAGAUUUAUGAAUUUAUUUAUAUGAAAUCUUAG